Messenger RNA from Mytilinidion resinicola, 2382 nucleotides. RefSeq names its product P-loop containing nucleoside triphosphate hydrolase protein. The record is from RefSeq and is a predicted model, not a curated record. Gene Ontology annotation, molecular function: ATP binding; ATP hydrolysis activity. NCBI's taxonomy places the organism in Eukaryota, Fungi, Ascomycota, Dothideomycetes, Mytilinidiales, Mytilinidiaceae. Bases 240 to 2252 code for a protein of 670 amino acids. The transcript is spliced from 6 exons.
GUACCAUCUAGCUUCAGCCAAUUGCGCGGCUGAUACGGGCUGAGCUCGAGCACUCCAGCAAUCAAGGAGGCCGCCCUAGCAAGGCAGCAACACCAGCUGAGGUUUGCCUUCUUCUAGUGACCCACUUCGUCCACUAUAUCUUGACCGACUCACGCCGCAAUAUUUGUGGCGCGCAACUCGAGUAAGACGACUGCAGAUUCCUCCGCCCUUACGAAGAAACUUGCACCCACUAUCCCACCAUGGCUGUCGAAACGAGCACCCCAGCUAGUUCUACCGAGAACGGCGUCGCCUCGGAAGAAGUCACCAAGCUAGAAAACGGUACCGCCAAAGAGAAGAAGGUGGAUGAAACACCAAAGGCCCCCAAAGGCUCGAAAUGCGAGAUCAAGAGUCUGGCCCAGAAGGGCGAUGGUGAGGUCCAGGAAAAAGACGAGUACCUUUCCUCUCUUAAGAGUGUGUUCAAUGAAUACGCAUUGGUUGCAAAACAAGUCUUCAAUGAGAAAGAUAAGCUCGAGAAGACGAUUGUCGAUGUCUACUCGCCUCAUCUUCUGGCUUGCUUGAAGGAGGUGGUCGAGUACUACCCGGCCGAGCCGUUGCACUUCGACCAAAGCGUCUCGUUUGAUUCGCCGUUCAUGCUACUCAACCAUCAUGUGGAAGAGAUAACUCAAUGGGGAGAGGAGGCUAGUGACGAGGAGGCCAACAAGCACGUCAAUCUCUUGUUAGACUUUCUAGAGAACGAGGCCGGAGACAAGGGUCUGGAGGCUAAGAGGCUUGACAAGGGCAGGCUGAUUACCUUUGACCUCCUUUGGGUCAUCUUCAAACCUGGAGACCUCGUUUACACCAAAGAGUACAAUCACGAGCGCCUCUAUCGUCUGACGAAAACCGGCUACCAGGACUCGGAGUGCUCGUCUGGGAAGUUCUUCGAGCUGACCUGCGAAUACACUAGCUGUGAUGGAAGCCGGGUUGGCACCUCGAACGUGAAUCUCAAGAUCUGGGAGAAGCAGGAGUUCGUCGGUAUCAGCCCUUCGAGCAUCACCGCACUAUCCACAUUCCCCUUCCACUACCUCGGCGACGAACAAGAAAGCAUCAAACAGAGUCUCAUUGAGCGUGGCGAACGCUAUCUUAAGAUCCGUGGGGUCCAAAGCUUCAACUACGAAGGGCUAUUUAUGUUUUUGAAGACACCUCCCUACGACCACUACGAUGAGAGAGCCAAUUACGAUGGGAUAUGGCUUCCUCGAUCGGCGGCAGGUCGAGUUGUCGUCGACUGCAAAACAUUCGUCGAGGAGUUGCGAUCCCAAAAGGAAGAAUGGGCAUGCUGCGACGACCACAAAGACCCCAACCAGCGCGAGCCUACGGGCCCACAGAAUCCCGAAGCGGAUCCCUUGCUCUGUCCGCCAUAUGUCUAUGGCUUCAAUCUGGAUAUGAAGGAAUGGUGCAAAUUCUUUGUCGACUUCCUUGAAGAUAUCGAAUGGGCGCAAAACGCGAUGGAUAGACUUAUUCUGCCUGAUGCGCAGCGAAGGUUGAUUCGAUCACUGGUCACUUCUCACCGAUUCCCCGACCAAGCGCGAGAUGAGGCCCAUUUGAAGGGCAAAGGGCUGAUCUUGUUGCUGCACGGCUCGCCAGGAAGCGGAAAGACACUCACAGCUGAACUCGUAGCAGAGCACACCAAACGACCCCUCCUCAAGAUAUCCACCGGUGAGCUUGGCAGCUGGGGCGACGGCAUCUCAAGAGAACUCAAGCGCCAUCUCGCUUACGCCUCGAUCUGGCACGCCAUCGUGCUCAUCGACGAAGCCGACGUCUUCCUCGAGGAGCGCCAAAGCGGGCCCGGCGACCAAUUCGCGCAGAACAACCUUGUCGCCGUGUUCCUACGACAGCUCGAGUACUUCCAGGGCAUCCUGUUCCUGACGAGCAACCGAGUGCAAGUCUUUGACCGCGCUAUUCGCUCCCGUAUCCAUCUGGCGCUGCAAUACGAUGCCCCGGAUGUCGAACGCCGCAAGCAGCUGUGGGCGCAACAGCUUGCUGGGCUGCCAAAGGAGGAGGCGGAGAUCGAUAUCGGUUCCUGCGUUGAGAAGUUUGCGAAGCCUGAGAUGAAUGGCCGCGAGAUCUCGAAUGCGGUCAAUACGGCACGCACGCUGGCGGUGUCGGAGGAGAAGAAGUUAAGAGCCGAUCAUCUGGACACUGUUCUUCAAGUUUGGCAGGAUUUCCAGCUCUCCUUGGAGACGAUUGAGAAGAGCGGGAAGAAGUUUCAGUAUUGAAAGGCUUUGACUUGGGUGAGAAUGCCUAAUUGCUCGGCUGCUGAAUUAGCAGGACUCUUUGAUAGAGUGAAUAAAUAUGCCGUCUACUAGACAACACGUGAUGGAAAUAUGACUUGACUCAAUUUGAAGU